AUGGAGAGCUUCAAGAAGCAGUCGUUUGUGCUGAAGGAGGGUGUGGAGUACCGGAUAAAAAUCUCUUUCCAGGUGAACAGAGAGAUUGUGUCAGGCAUGAAGUACAUCCAGCACACCUACAGGAAAGGCGUAAAGAUUGACAAAACUGACUACAUGGUGGGGAGCUAUGGCCCCCGGGCAGAGGAGUAUGAAUUCCUGACACCUGUGGAGGAGGCGCCCAAGGGCAUGCUGGCUCGUGGAAGCUACAACAUCAAGUCCCGCUUCACAGACGAUGACAAGACUGACCACCUGUCCUGGGAGUGGAAUCUCACCAUCAAAAAGGAAUGGAAGGACUGAGCCCCAGCUGGGAGGGGGCAGGGCGACGGACAGACAGAAGGACCGACAUGCCCCACCCCACACCCCUCCCCACCCCAAACCAAAGUGCUGACAGAGCCCUCCCCCACCACCAUCAUUCCUCCUUUGUCCACCCUGGGGCAGCUCUGCCUGCCCCUCUUUCCCCCCCUCCUGCCCUCAGGCCCCUGUGGUCUCCAGUGUCAUAUUGCUGCUUUUGCCUGUGUAGUGGGGGUGGUUCCAGUCCAGACCUCCACCCACUGUGUCCCUCCAGGUUUCCUGUGCCCUCCCUUCCUCAGGCCCUGACUGGGCCCUGGCUUUUUUAAGGCAGUGGAACAUUGUCUGGGUUGCCUAGCCUACCUUGUCUCUCCUGGCUGAGCUGGGCCACUCAGUUUGGGGCCCAGGCCAGUGUCCUCCAGUCCACUGCUCCCUGGCCAGGUCAUUCAUCACUGUCAGUCACUGUCUAACCAUGAUGCCUUAACAUGUGGAACGUGUAUUGGGGGCUGUCGCUAACUCUUAAUCCCCUGUCUGCAUGAGCAUGUGGUCUCCCCUGUCCUUGCCUUGUCUGCCAUCCCAAUUUGGUGACCCACCUGAGGAGGCCUGGGGUGUGCUGCUGUUGCU
Molecule: messenger RNA, 951 nt
Organism: Jaculus jaculus (lesser Egyptian jerboa)
Lineage: Eukaryota; Metazoa; Chordata; Mammalia; Rodentia; Dipodidae
Product: rho GDP-dissociation inhibitor 1-like
Exons: 1
Coding region: 1-336 (111 amino acids)
Biological process (GO): Rho protein signal transduction
Cellular component (GO): membrane; cytoplasm; cytosol
Molecular function (GO): protein binding; Rho GDP-dissociation inhibitor activity
Source: RefSeq, a predicted model, not a curated record